CCCCCCAUCCGCACUGGGGACGAGGGACACGUGUGCAGUGCCAGGAGAGCCCCCAGGUGGCUGUAAGCCCCCCCUCCCUCUCUGCAGGACACGUUGUGUGCGUGGUGCUGCUGGUGCUGCCCGUGCGCUCCCUGGUCAGGCUCUACCUCCACCUGCUCACCGCACUGCUGCUCUGCGCGGGGCACCAGAGGGCCAGUGAUUAUGUCCACCGUGAGCUGGAGCGUGGCUUCCAGGGUGCUGUGUACAGCGACGUGGCAGAGUUUGGCCGCUUCACCACCGCCCUCGCAGGCCAGGUCUGCAUCUGCAUCCUCUGUGCGUUACUGAUGAGGACCCGGCACGCCUGGCUGUUUGCCGCCCCCCUGCUGCCUGUGCUGGCCCGGCUCUGCGGCUUCCCCCUCCAUGCCCUGCCCAUAGCCAACACUUUCGCCGCCAUCCUCACCAGCACGGAGGUUCUGUUCGUGCUCAGCUCCCACAUCCUCAUCCCCUUCCAGCUGGCUGCCGCUGCCUGCCGUGAGAUCUUGCAGGCCAUGGAGCUGUACCGGCUGCUGGCGCUGGGGGUUUCUCUCUGGAGCCAGCUGUCCAUCCCCCUCCUCUUCCUCGUUUUCUGGCUGGUGCUCUUCUCCCUGCGCCUCUCCUCCUUCCUGGCCUCCUCCAGCAGCCCCUUGGCCCAGCAGGGGCUGCUCUUCGUGCUGCUCAGCAGCGUGGCCGAGUGCUGCAGCACGCCCUACUCCCUCAUCGGCCUCACCUUCACCGUCUCCUACCUGGCCCUGGGGGUGCUCAACCUCUGCAAAUUCUACCUGCUGGGCUUUGGUGCCUUCCAGAACGGCAACGUCAUGCACAGGGGGGUGACGGAGGGAGUGACGCUGCUGCUGCUGGCGCUGCAGACGGGGCUGCUCGACCUGCAGGUCCUCCAGCGGACCUUCCUCCUCAGCAUCAUCCUCUUCAUCGUGGUGACGUCCACGCUGCAGUCCAUGAUCGAGAUCGCCGACCCCAUCGUGCUGGCGCUCGGGGCUUCCCGCAGCAGGAGCCUCUGGAAGCAUUUCCGCGGUGUCAGCAUGUGCCUCUUCUUGCUGAUCUUCCCCUGCUUCAUGGCCUACAAGAUCGCACAUUUCUUCCACCUGGACUUCUGGCUGCUCAUCCUGGUCUCCAGUUGCAUGCUCACCUCCCUGCAGGUAGGAGGGCUCCCUGCCCCACACCCUGCUCGUGUCCCAUCGCUGUCCUGGAGCCGCCUGCCCCAUCCUGCAGGCUUUCAGAGGGCAGCUGUGCCCUGCUUGUGCACGACUCGGGUGCUGAGGGAGCUGGUGGGGGUGAUUGCUGAGCCCCUCUCGGCCAUCUGUCAACUCUCCUGGUUAACUGGUGAGGUCCCAGAGGAUUGGAGGCUUGCUGAUGUGACUCCCAUCUUCAAGAAGGGCCGCAGGGA
This is a messenger RNA of Lagopus leucura (white-tailed ptarmigan), 1420 nucleotides long. RefSeq names its product RING finger protein 145-like. Gene Ontology annotation, molecular function: ubiquitin protein ligase activity. Lineage: Eukaryota; Metazoa; Chordata; Aves; Galliformes; Phasianidae. The annotation marks the transcript as partial. The record is from RefSeq and is a predicted model, not a curated record. Gene Ontology annotation, cellular component: endoplasmic reticulum; endomembrane system. The transcript is spliced from 7 exons.